Messenger RNA from Mycena citricolor, 1369 nucleotides. NCBI's taxonomy places the organism in Eukaryota, Fungi, Basidiomycota, Agaricomycetes, Agaricales, Mycenaceae. The record is from the annotation of a GenBank genome assembly.
GGCGUGCAGUGAAACCCCCCAUCCAUGGUAAAAGCAACCCCCCUGUUCCUUGCAGCCGCCGCUCUCACCGCUUCCCGCGCCUUCGCGCAGGUGGCGGUCCGGCGGGGCGACGAGGCGCCCUUCGUGCACGUCCCGCUCGCGACGGAGACGGACUACGCGUCGGGCCGGGUGCACAAGCAGCUCAUGGACGGCAUGACGCAGUACGUGUCGACGAUCCGCCAGGACGGCGUGCGCGGCGCGGGGAUCUUCGACCCGCUGCUCGGCAUCGACGCGAUCAAGGAGUACACGCCCUGCGUUGGCGGGUACGCCGGGACGCAGGAGAACAACACGUACGCGUGCCGCAACCUCGAUCUGUACUCGUUCACGCCGCACGGCGACCUGGGCAGCGACGCGAAGGUCGGGAACGAUAUCUGGGGCUGGGCGCACACCGAUGUGCAGGGUGCGACGACGCGCGAGUUUGGGCUGGUGGGGCAGAUGGAUGGCACGGCGUUCGUUGAGGUCUUGUCGGACGGGCAGAUCGCGUACCUGGGUCGCCUGGCGACGCAGACCGUGAACGAUAUUUGGCGGGAUAUCAAAGUCAUUGGACACUAUGCUUAUAUCGGAAGCGAGGCCCUCGGACACGGCAUCCAAGUAUUCGACUUGCACAAGCUCUUGGACAAGUCUUUGCUCGCUUCUCCCAAGGUCUUCAGCAUCAAAACAGACCUGACUGCGCACUAUGAUGGGCUCCCGCUGGGCUCAUCGCACAACGUCGUUUCUCACGAAGACAAGAAUCUCAUCGUCGCCGUUGGCGCCAUGCCCCGCACGGACGCCUGCGGUGCAGGACUGAUCUUCAUCGACGUAUCGGAUCCCUCCAAGCCGACGACGGUAGGCUGCGCCGGGGACGAUGGCUACGUGCAUGACGCGCAGUGCUUGACUUACAUCGGCCCUGAUGCCCGGUACAAUGGGUCGGAUGUAUGCUAUUCAUUCAACGAAAACACGUUCACCAUCUACGAUAUCACGAACCCUGCCGACCCAGUGAUCAUCUCCGCGACGUAUUACUACGGAGUUGCGUACUCGCACCAGGGCUGGGUCGUCGAUGAAAAGGACCAGACCCACCUGCUGCUCAAUGACGAGCUCGACGAGGUCUACCAGCGCGGCUGGGCCGUCGACCAGCGCACCACGACAUACAUCUGGGAGAUCAUCGAUCUCGAGCGCCCUGUUCUGACCGGGCACUACAAGUCUCCUGCAGUCGCUAUCGACCACAACCUGUACGUCGUCAACGGGCUGGUCUACGAGAGCAACUACAACAGCGGCUUGCGCAUCGUCGAUGUGUCGAGCGUCAAGCAGGACCCGACCGGCGCUGGCUUCUCCGAGGCUGCGUUCUUCGACG